Penicillium bovifimosum is the source of this 2058-nucleotide messenger RNA. RefSeq names its product DEAD/DEAH box helicase. The transcript has a single exon. Bases 1 to 2058 code for a protein of 685 amino acids. The record is from RefSeq and is a predicted model, not a curated record. Gene Ontology annotation, cellular component: nucleus. Gene Ontology annotation, molecular function: ATP binding; RNA binding; RNA helicase activity. Lineage: Eukaryota; Fungi; Ascomycota; Eurotiomycetes; Eurotiales; Aspergillaceae.
AUGGCCGACGGUUUGCAAAUGGGAAACCUUUCCCUCAACGAGUCUCAGCACGCCCCCCAGGGUAACGCCCCUGUUGGCCGUGCCGCAUACAUUCCUCCUCACCUUCGCCAGCGCGGCCCCGGCCCCGCCCCCAGUGGUGAUGCCGAUGCUGCUCCCUCCGGACCUGGCUUCGGUGGUCCUCGGUAUGACCCCAAAAACACUGGAUCUCGCAUCAAGCACCAACUGACCUCACCUUGUUCGUUUAGUGGUGGCAACUGGGCUAACGCUAACGCUCCCAACUUCAGCCCUCGUGGCCCCGCAACCGGUAUGACCAGCUGGACUCCCGACGGACAACUCCGACCCUUCAAUCCCAAAGCUUACGGAUACCCAGGAUCUUCUCACAGCGGUGGUUACAGUGGUGGUGGCUCUCAGCAAGCUCGUGGCUCAGGUGAUGGCCAGUGGCGUGACGGCAAGCACAUUCCCGGACCCGCCAAUGCUCGCGUUGAGCGCGAACUCUUUGGUGUUCCCAACGAUCCUUCCAAGCAACAGACUGGAAUCAACUUCGGCAACUACGAUGACAUUCCCGUUGAAGCCUCCGGAAAUGACGUCCCCGAGCCCGUUACCCAAUUCACCAACCCCCCUCUGGAUGACCACCUGAUUGCCAACAUCAAGCUCGCCAGCUAUAUCAUUCCUACUCCUGUCCAGAAGUACUCGGUUCCCAUUGUGAUGAACGGCCGUGAUCUUAUGGCUUGUGCCCAGACCGGUUCCGGAAAGACUGGUGGUUUCCUCUUCCCUAUUCUUUCUCAGGCCUUCCAGAACGGUCCCUCGGCCGCCCCUGCCCAGGGUGGUGCCGGUGGUGGUCAGUUCUACGGCCGCCAACGCAAGGCUUACCCCACUUCCCUCAUCCUUGCUCCCACGCGUGAGUUGGUCUCGCAGAUUUUCGACGAGGCCCGCAAGUUCGCUUACCGCUCAUGGGUCCGCCCUUGUGUCGUGUACGGUGGUGCCGACAUUGGCUCCCAGCUUCGCCAAAUCGAGCGCGGCUGUGAUCUUCUCGUUGCCACCCCUGGUCGUCUUGUGGAUCUGAUUGAGCGUGGCCGUAUUUCCCUGGCUAACAUCAAGUACCUCGUUCUCGACGAGGCUGAUCGCAUGCUGGACAUGGGUUUCGAGCCCCAAAUUCGUCGCAUUGUCGAGGGUGAGGAUAUGCCCACUGUCGAUAACCGUCAAACCCUCAUGUUCUCCGCCACCUUCCCCCGCGACAUUCAGAUGCUUGCACGUGACUUCCUCAAGGACUACAUCUUCUUGUCCGUUGGCCGUGUCGGAAGUACUUCGGAGAACAUCACUCAAAGAGUUGAAUAUGUCGAAGAUGCUGACAAGCGCUCCGUUCUGCUCGAUAUUCUCCACACCCAUGGCAGCACCGGUCUUACUCUGAUUUUCGUUGAGACCAAGCGUAUGGCCGAUUCGCUCUCCGACUUCCUCAUCAACCAGCGUUUCCCUGCUACUGCUAUUCACGGUGAUCGCACUCAGCGUGAGCGUGAGCGUGCUCUGGAGCUUUUCCGUAACGGCCGCUGCCCCAUCCUGGUUGCCACUGCCGUUGCUGCCCGUGGUCUUGAUAUCCCUAACGUCACUCACGUCAUCAACUACGAUCUCCCCACUGACAUUGAUGACUACGUCCACCGCAUUGGUCGUACCGGUCGUGCCGGUAACACCGGUAUCGCCACUGCUUUCUUCAACCGCGGCAACCGCGGUGUCGUUCGCGACUUGCUUGAGCUCCUGAAGGAGGCCCACCAGGACGUUCCCUCUUUCCUGGAGAGCAUUGCCCGCGAAGGUAGCGGAUUUGGUGGUGGUGGCCGUGGCCGUGGUGGUGGUGGUCGUGGUCGUGGCGCUGCUGCCACCCGUGAUGUUCGUCGCACCCCUGGUGGCAUGGGCAUGGGCGGUGGUUUCGGCGGCUCUGGCUACGGUGGCGCUGCUGCUCCCUCUUACGGUGGCGGCUAUGGUGGUGCUGCUGCUGCUCCCUCCUACGGCGGUGGUGGCGGUUACGGCAACCCCUCCGGUGCCUCCGGUCCCUCUUCUUGGUGGUAA